UGGGGACCGCCAGGCUCCGCCCGUGCCCCUUGCCCGGCCGGGGUCCUCGGCUCGUGCUCACGGAUAGCAGCCACCGGGGCGGAGAGAGAUGUCGCCCGGGGCCAGCCAGGGUCCCAGGGGAAGCCGGGCGCCGCCGAUCGCACCCGUCUGCUGCGCUGCGGCCGCGCUGGGGAUGCUGCUGUGGUCCCCCGCCUCGCAGGCGUUCAACCUGGACGUGGAGAAGCUCACGGUGUACAGCGGCCCCGAGGGCAGCUACUUCGGCUAUGCGGUGGACUUCUACAUACCCGACGCCCGCACAGCGAGUGUCUUGGUGGGGGCACCCAAAGCCAACACCAGCCAGCCCAAUAUCGUGGAAGGAGGAGCCGUCUAUUACUGUCCUUGGCCCGCGGAGGGGUCUGCACAGUGCAGGCAGAUACCGUUUGACACCACCAACAACAGAAAGAUUAGAGUUAAUGGAACCAAAGAACCUAUCGAGUUUAAAUCCAAUCAGUGGUUUGGAGCAACAGUGAAAGCACACAAAGGAAAAGUGGUGGCCUGUGCUCCUUUGUAUCACUGGAGAACUCUUAAGCCAACACCAGAAAAGGAUCCGGUUGGCACCUGUUAUGUAGCAAUCCAGAACUUCAGCGCCUACGCCGAGUUCUCUCCUUGCCGGAACAGCAAUGCUGAUCCGGAAGGCCAGGGUUACUGCCAAGCCGGAUUUAGUCUGGAUUUUUACAAGGUGCUGCAUAGGCCAAAGGCAGCCCAAAAGUUAACUAACGUGGAAAGCAAGCAUCCCUCAACUGAGAUCUGCACCUUGCGUAGGAGUUACUUACAUGAAGAGAGGAGGGACCCUGUGCAGACGUUCUGUGGGAGGCAGGAGGGCCGUGUAGGUCAAGUAAUCACUGCCAGUGUUGCAGAUAUCAUUGCAAAUUACUCAUUCAAGGAUAUCCUCAGGAAACUGGCAGGAGAAAAGCAGACGGAAGUAGCUCCAGCUUCCUAUGAUGACAGUUACCUUGGAUAUUCAGUUGCUGCUGGGGAGUUUACUGGGGAUUCUCAGCAAGAAUUGGUUGCUGGAGUUCCAAGAGGAGCACAGAAUUUUGGAUAUGUUUCAAUCAUUAACUCUACAGAUAUGACCUUUAUUCAGAAUUUCACUGGCGAACAGAUGGCAUCUUAUUUUGGAUAUACUGUGGUCAUAUCAGAUGUAAACAGCGAUGGACUGGAUGACGUCCUGGUUGGGGCACCUCUCUUUAUGGAACGUGAAUUCGAGAGUAACCCCAGGGAAGUAGGGCAAAUCUACCUGUAUUUGCAAGUGAGCUCUCUCCUCUUCAGAGACCCCCAGAUCCUCAUUGGCACAGAGACUUUUGGGAGAUUCGGUAGUGCUAUGGCGCAUUUAGGAGACCUGAACCAAGACGGAUACAAUGACAUUGCCAUUGGCGUGCCCUUUGCAGGCAAGGAUCAAAGAGGCAAAGUGCUCAUUUAUAACGGGAACAAGGGUGGCUUAAACACCAAGCCUUCCCAAGUGCUGGAAGGAGUGUGGGCCUCACAGGCUGUCCCUUCCGGAUUUGGCUUUACUUUAAGAGGAGAUUCAGACAUAGACAAGAACGAUUACCCAGAUUUGAUUGUGGGUGCAUUUGGAACAGGAAAAGUCGCUGUUUACAGAGCAAGACCGGUUGUGACUGUAGAUGCCCAGCUUCUGCUGAACCCAGUGAUUAUCAAUCUUGAAAAUAAAACUUGCCAGAUUCCAGACUCUACGACCUCCGCAGCCUGCUUUUCUUUGAGAGUAUGUGCAUCUGUCAGAGGCCAGAGCAUUUCGAACACAAUAGUCUUGAUGGCAGAGGUGCAAUUAGAUUCCCUGAAACAGAAAGGGGCCAUUAAACGGACGCUUUUCCUUGAUAACCAUCAGGCUCAUCGCGUCUUCCCUCUUGUGAUAAAACGGCAGAAAUCUUCUCACCAGUGCCAGGAUUUCAUCAUUUACCUUCGAGAUGAAACUGAAUUCCGAGAUAAAUUAUCUCCAAUCAACAUUAGUUUGAAUUACAGUUUGGAUGAAUCCACCUUUAAAGAAGGCCUGGAAGUGAAACCAAUAUUGAACUACUACAGAGAAAACAUUGUUAGUGAACAGGCUCACAUUCUGGUGGACUGUGGAGAAGACAAUCUGUGUGUUCCUGACUUGAAGCUGUCAGCUAGACCAGAUAAGCAUCAGGUAAUCAUUGGAGAUGAAAAUCACCUGAUGCUCAUAAUAAAUGUGAGAAAUGAAGGGGAAGGAGCCUAUGAAGCUGAACUCUUUGUAAUGAUACCAGAAGAGGCAGAUUACGUUGGGAUCGAACGCAACAACAAGGGAUUUCGACCACUGAGCUGUGAGUACAAGAUGGAAAAUGUAACCAGGAUGGUGGUGUGUGACCUUGGGAACCCUAUGGUGUCUGGAACAAAUUAUUCUCUGGGCCUCCGAUUUGCAGUUCCACGUCUUGAGAAAACAAACAUGAGCAUUAACUUCGAUCUCCAAAUCAGAAGUUCCAACAAGGACAAUCCAGACAGCAAUUCUGUGAGCCUGCAAAUCAACAUCACUGCUGUGGCGCAGGUGGAAAUAAGAGGAGUGUCACACCCUCCACAGAUUGUUCUGCCCAUUCACAACUGGGAACCAGAAGAAGAACCCCGCCAAGAGGAGGAGGUUGGACCACUGGUGGAACAUAUUUAUGAGCUGCACAAUAUUGGACCAAGUACGAUCAGUGACACCCUCCUGGAGGUGGGCUGGCCUUUCUCUGCCCGGGAUGAAUUUCUUCUCUAUAUUUUCCAUAUUCAAACUCUGGGACCUCUGCAGUGUCAAACAAAUCCUGAUAUCAAUCCACAGGAUCUAAAGCCUGCUGCCUCCCCAGAGGACACCCCUGAGCUCAGCGCCUUUUUGCGAAACUCUACCAUUCCCCACCUUGUCAGGAAGAGGGAUGUGCCUGUGGUUGAAUUCCACAGACAAAGCCCUGCAAAAAUACUGAACUGUACAAAUAUCGAGUGUUUACAAAUCUCCUGUGCAGUGGGACGACUCGAGGGAGGAGAAAGUGCAGUCCUGAAAGUCAGAUCACGAUUAUGGGCCCACACGUUCCUCCAGAGAAAAAAUGAUCCCUAUGCACUUGCAUCCCUGGUUUCCUUUGAAGUUAAGAAGAUGCCUUAUAAAGAUCAGCCAGCAAAACUCCCAGAAGGAAGCAUGGCAAUUAAGACAUCAGUUAUUUGGGCAACCCCGAAUGUUUCCUUCUCAAUCCCAUUAUGGGUAAUAAUACUAGCAAUACUUCUUGGAUUAUUGGUUCUGGCCAUUUUAACCUUAGCUUUAUGGAAGUGUGGAUUCUUUGACAGAGCCAGACCUCCUCAGGAGGACAUGACCGACAAGCAACAGCUGACAAAUGACAAGACCUCUGAGGCAUGACAAG
Messenger RNA from Cebus imitator (Panamanian white-faced capuchin), 3392 nucleotides. RefSeq names its product integrin subunit alpha 8 (gene ITGA8). The record is from RefSeq and is a predicted model, not a curated record. Lineage: Eukaryota; Metazoa; Chordata; Mammalia; Primates; Cebidae. Bases 89 to 3388 code for a protein of 1099 amino acids. Gene Ontology annotation, biological process: integrin-mediated signaling pathway; cell-matrix adhesion; cell-cell adhesion. The transcript is spliced from 30 exons. Gene Ontology annotation, cellular component: integrin complex; external side of plasma membrane. Gene Ontology annotation, molecular function: integrin binding.